Messenger RNA from Aspergillus homomorphus CBS 101889, 915 nucleotides. RefSeq lists its product as uncharacterized. Bases 1 to 915 code for a protein of 304 amino acids. NCBI's taxonomy places the organism in Eukaryota, Fungi, Ascomycota, Eurotiomycetes, Eurotiales, Aspergillaceae. The transcript is spliced from 2 exons. The record is from RefSeq and is a predicted model, not a curated record.
AUGGCACGUUGGCCUCAGGCCUGGACCGCCAGACCGACAACCUCGCCAUCCUUCACUCUGAUCGCUUACCUCUCGCUUCUCAUCCACCUCACCUCAACCAUCACCUAUGCGCAAACUGUCGCUAUCCUACCCUCUACCGCCUCGUCCUCCUUUCCCUCCUGCGGCCUGACCUGCUCCAUCCUCCACCAAGCCCAGUCCGAAUGCUUGCCGCCAGCCGCUCCACAGACGAAUUCCGCAACCUACACCUCAUGCUUCUGCCUCUCGAAUAACCUCACCGAGCUUCAGACCUCCUCGGACUCGGCCUGCGACGACACCUGCCCCAACGCCUCCGAUCGCUCGUUGAUUCAGACAUGGUACAACAACUACUGCGCCCCCGGAGCUCCGCUCACCGAAUCCGCAAGCGAGACUCCCGCGGAGGGAAGCUGGCAGGCCCAUUCCGCUCAAUCCGUCACCAAGAUCCGCGCGUACAGGAGGAAUGACGCUUCUCAGGCUUGGUGGUCGACCCACUACAAAUGGGUGAUCAUGGUCAUCAUCCUGGUCGUCGGAUUCAGCAUCAUCAGCGUGGUGGGCGUCUGGGCGAAACGCCGUCACGAUCGGAAGUACCCGGGCCUGUAUCACGCCGCAGCGACCGGUGGCACUGAUAGUGCGUUGCUGGCCGCCCGCCAGCAAGAAGCCAGUCCCUCACCGGGGCCGGACCCCCGCGCGCCGGGUCAAUUCAUGCCCGGCCGGUAUGACCCCGCGCCGCAGAAUUCGGAAUCCAUCGCUAGCAGUUCACGCACCAACGUCGCCCCCGCCGCGGCAGCGGCAGCAACAGCUCCAGCUCCCGGCCCCCGACCAGCCCGCACGCCAUCCCGUCUGCAGAAGACGCAAACCGUCUCUGAAGGUGACACCGAAACUCGCGAGGUGGCUCGGUGA